Messenger RNA from Nomascus leucogenys (northern white-cheeked gibbon), 2554 nucleotides. It is a transcript of the gene GGACT, whose product is annotated as gamma-glutamylamine cyclotransferase. Gene Ontology annotation, molecular function: gamma-glutamylaminecyclotransferase activity. Lineage: Eukaryota; Metazoa; Chordata; Mammalia; Primates; Hylobatidae. The record is from RefSeq and is a predicted model, not a curated record.
CGCGGGCCCAGCCCUGCAUUUCCGGACCGGCCCUCCCGGACGGCCCCAGCUGCCGGCAGGACUGAAAACUGGGUAUUUGGUCCCCAUGGACUUUCUGGUCACCCUGUGAGGUGGACUUGCUUUUUCUUGAGUGUUGUGGAAGGACUCUGAAGUCAGAAGUUUUUAAGACUCUCAGGCUUACUGUGGAUCUGGAUUCUAAGGCAACACUUCCUUGAAGAAACAAGCUUACAGCUCUGCCCGGAUGGCCCUCGUCUUCUUGUACGGCACCCUAAAGCGGGGUCAGCCCAACCACAGGGUCCUGCGGAACGGUGCCCACGGCUCCGCAGCCUUUCGGGCGCGCGGCCGCACGCUGGAGCCCUACCCGCUGGUGAUCGCGGGGGAGCACAACAUCCCGUGGCUGCUGCACCUGCCCGGCUCGGGGCGCCGCGUGGAGGGCGAGGUCUACGCAGUAGACGAGCGGAUGCUGCGCUUCCUGGACGACUUCGAGAGUUGCCCGGCCCUGUACCAGCGCACGGUGCUGCGGGUACAGCUGCUGGAGGACCGGACCCCGGGCGCAGAGGAGCUGCCGGAGCCCACCGCAGUGCAGUGCUUCGUGUACAGCAGGGCCACCUUCCCGCCGGAGUGGGCCCAGCUCCCGCACCAUGACAGCUACGACUCCGAGGGGCCGCACGGGCUGCGCUACAACCCCCGGGAGAACAGAUAAGGGGGAUGGGCAGGGUGGGCCUAGGUUUGAGAGCCCUGGGGCUCCAAGAUGCCCCCAGCCCAUGCUGGGUGAAGGCGGAAGCAGAACAGGGCCCUUUCCAACGAAUCUGCGGGAAAAGGAACCAAUCUUUCAGUGGCAGCUGAUUUUACAAAUAAUGUUGAGAUACGAAUAGUAAGGUGCUUCCCUCCCAUCUUUCCACCUGGUAAGAAAAAUUUAGGAUUUUAAUUCCCCUAAAUGACAUUCAGAGAACUCGUGUUAUGCCUAAUUCUUCUUCUGCUCCUCUUCCUCCUCGUGUUGUUUUUGUUGUUGGCUCUGCUUUGAGCUCAAGAUAAUAUUUAGAAUCAGUGUAAAGACUUGGUGUUGCCGCUAGAUUUUAGCAGCCCUACUAUACUGAUUCUGGCCUGUAGCCCCUGAGAAAGCCGAUUUUACACGGCUGGGUAGAAUUUGUAAAAAAGAUCCACAGGGCAAGCAUGCUGUAUAUCAGAGUGCGUAUAGCACCAUUAUUCAUAAUUUUCAGAUCAGGCUUCACAACAAAUAUUAAAGAUUAUUUAAAUUUGAAGUCGAUGUUUUGGGAAAUCAGAUAUAAAAGUUGGUACUGUGUUUGACCCCCACGUUUUUUGGUAUACUUAUUUGGUAGAAGGCUCUUUACAUUCUGAUCUAGCAAAAUAAUGAACAGCCACUUAAUGGGAGACACAGCUGAGCGCCUGGACUUCAAGUGGAAGUUUAUCUGAGCCCAGAUCUCAGUAGCCAGACCCCGUCCCUGUCCCCUGAAGGGAGAGCAUUUGGGAGUGGUCCUUUCAAAGAAGAGCCAACGCAUUAGUAAUUUGUUCUUCAGGCCUGACAGAAGCUUAGCUUCCAAACACAAACAGCACUUAAAAUAAUUUUAGCAAGGCAGGAAGUACCAAUUACUACCCACCUCCAUCUGAUAAUUGUCAGCAUCGAUUCAACUCGGUGCACGGCUCUUUGCCUCUGCUUCCCAGCAAAGUCUGAAAUGUAUUCCAAGAAUUUCAGAACCAAAUGAAAAUGCAGCUGCUGUGAUCCUUAGUAACCUCGUUCUCUGUUGGGAGAGCUCACUUACUCUUCAACUUAAUGGCAGACUGUGAUCGCUAACUGCAUCUGGCACAAAAACAUGAUCAUUAUUUUUUAGCUUCUUUUGCUUAAUUGGAAACUUGCUUCACAAAAAAACACAAAAAGGCUAGGAUGGGUCUCAGCUGAUGAGCUCGUGGCGGCCCUGUGCUUGAUGGGGUGGGUGAGGUAGCCCAAGCUCCUUGUGACUGCCCUGGCUUCUGCAAUGGGGAAGGGACCAGGCAGCGCGUUCAUCCUCAAAACAGUGGAGACAGCACCCCCGGCCAACCAGGAAGCUUCAAGGUGACCUCCAGGGGGGUCAGCCACCAACACUACACCCACAUAGAGACACAGCAGGAAAGGGAUUGCCAAACUCUGCACUUGCAGUCUCUGGUCCUUAGGAAGUUAUGAAAAUCAGCACCAGGAGUGAGGGCCUCACUUCCAGAAGUAGAAAGCCAAUCAGAUGAAAAAAUGGCAAGUGCUAAUUUAAUAAAGCAAGGCAGAGAACUGACAUUUAUAUCAAUCUCUUAAAAGGAUCACAAAGAAAUGCUGGUAGUCUACUGGCAGAGCCUGUCGCCUGUGUGUACAUUGUCUUCAUUCAAAGAAAGGGCAAACUAAUAUUUAGACAAAUGCUCAGUUUUAUUGAUUUAAUUUUGACACUAGGAAAUCUCACAGCAGAAGUACAAAUCAUAUGUACAAGUAUUUAUAUCAGUGAAAAUUUCCAUUGGUGAUUUUUUGGCAGAAUACUGGUCUUGACUCUGUGGAAUAAAUGACGACGCAAACGUA